AUAAAGUGUAGUCCUAUUUUAAAAGUACAGCACGAUGUUCUUGGUGCGGUUGAUGGUUAUUUCUUUAUUCAACUAUUUUGUUUACAUUGAAUGUCAGCAUCCAGACUACGUCCUUCCGAACAAUGUAAAACCCUUGCGAUACACCAUUACAAUUCGUUUAGUUAACAUCACUAAUUUCAUGGGCAACGUGGUGAUCGAACUGGAAGCAAAGGAAGAGUCCUCUAACAUAACUUUACAUUCGAAAAAUAUUGAAAUUGAUGAAAACCUUGUUUCGGUAGUCUCUGAAAAUGGAGAAGAAAUUCGACGAAAUUACACAGCGGUUGAUACAGAAAAAGACUUUUAUAUUAUCGCAUUCAAUGAAAACCUUACUCAAGGAAAGAGGUACAAUUUAACAAUCAAGGAUUUUACAGGCUCGCUAAAAGAGACAAAGUCGGGUUUUUUUUCUGCAAAAUAUUUGGAUGUAAACGGAACUGAGAAACACUUCGUUAUGACUGAAUUCGAACCAUCUGGAAUCAGAAAGGCGUUUCCUUGUUUUGAUCAACCCAAUUUAAAAGCAACGUUCAUUAUGAAAAUGAUUAGACCUUCCCAUUUACAUUCUGCAUUUAAUACACCCCUCGUAGAAACAAUUGACUUGGAAAACGGGUAUAAAAUGGACGUUUUUAAAGAAACACCUAUCAUGCCAACAUACAUUGUGGCAUUUAUAGUGUCAGGUUUUCAGUAUACAAAAUCAAAUGGAAUAUUUCGCAUUUUGGCAGAGGCUCGACACACUCAGGAUGGCAGUACAGAUUUUGUACUGGGAGAAUCUACCAAAAUAUUAAAAUCCCUAGAAGCGUACACGGAAAUACAGUAUCCUCUAGACAAAAUCGACAUGAUCGCCGUACCCGCUCAUUAUUACUUAGAUGGCGCUAUGGAAAACUGGGGGUUGAUUGUGUUUAGCGAAAAAUACUUAUUGUGUCCAAAAAGUUACUCACACAAAGAUAUACAAAAUUGUUUGACCUUCACUACCCAUGAAAUUGCUCAUCAGUGGUUUGGAAACUUAGCAACACAAAGGUCUUGGAAUUAUCUAUGGCUGAGUGAAGGAUUUGCUUCCUACUUCCAGUACUAUAUUGCAGAUAUGGUCGAACCAUCUUGGCGAAUAAUGGAGCAGUAUGUACUGGAGGAAUAUGAAGUCAGUCUCGGAGAUGACCUAGAAUAUCCCAACGAAAGUGUAGAUUUCGUAUAUACUUCACCGGAUUCAUACCCAAAUCCCAACAUUUACUAUAGAAAAGCAUCUGCUAUUAUCCGAAUGACUCAGCAUAUAUUAACUGACGAAAUUCAUCGUAACGGUUUAAGGAUUUAUUUGAAAAAUAAUAAGUUUAAAAACACUGAACCUGUAGAUGUUUUUAACUCGUAUCAACAAGCAGUAGAAAAUGCCAAUGCUACUCACUUGUUGGGCAACAUGACUGUGCACGAGAUAUUGAGAACAUGGACUAAACAUCCUGGAUAUCCAAUUGUAACAGUGACAAGAGAUUAUGAAAAUGGGAAAGUGACAUUUUCCCAAAAACUGUAUGGCACAGAUGGAGAUGAAGAAAACAGGCUGUGGCAUAUUCCAAUAACGUACGCAUUGGAAAGCAACGAAAAUUACUUUAAUUUUAAUAAAACAACCACUGAUAUCUGGUUAUCGGGAGAAAAUAUUACUAUAGACAUAGGUACAAAUGAAGGAUGGAUUUUGGUGAACAAACAUGCAACAGGGUACUACCGAAUAGCAUACGAUGACAAAAAUUGGGAGCGACUCAUAACUUACUUGCGCAGUGAAAAUUAUUACAAGAUCCCACCGGUAAACCGUGCGCGUCUGUUGUACGAUGCUGUAACACUGGAUAUGGCAAACCCAUUCAAUAAAGAACUCCUUUUUAACUUAUCAUUAUACAUGCAACAAGAAGUUGACUACAUACCGAUAAGUGCGUUUGUAGAAAUAUUGACACGUGUAGAUAUAUGGACAGUGGAACAGGAGGAGUUUAGUGUAGUACAGAAAUAUAUAGGGAAAAUGCUUGCUGUAGCUUACAAACGCAUCAAUUCCAUACCGAAAGAAAACCAAACACAUGUAGACGGAUUAUGCAGAGACGUACUAGAAAGGAUAAUGUGCUCAAUAGAACAUGAAGAUUGCGUUAAAAAAACAAAGGAAGCAUUAUCCAGUUGGAUGGAUACUGGUGAACUUACUAUUAGUGCAAGUUUAAUGAAAGAUUCGUUAUGCGCCGUUAUGAAAAGUGCACCUAUCAGUUUGUGGGAAUUUUUACUUAAACAGUAUUUUCGAAGCACCGACGAAGCUUCUAAGCAGACUUAUAUGUACGCAUUGGCAUGUAGUAAAAAUACCUCUAUCCAACAACUGUUUUUAAAGACGUUAUUUGAUUUAAAUAACACCGUGUCAGUCGAGGAUAGAAUAGUUGGCCUUACUGAAAUAUCUUCCACCCUUCAAGGAGCGGAAUUACUUAUAAAGUACAUUGAAACUGUCGACGUUGAUGACAGGUACUGCGCUUACUUUUCGGGCAGGAUGGAAUUAUUCAUUCCGCUACGUGCAGCUCAAAUAGAAGGAGCAGCACGCUCAUCGCAAGAAAGAUGUCUUCCUAUUGCUUUUUUCAAGCACGACGAGGAAGCAGGAGGUUUAAUAAAGUGGUUGGAUCAAUGGAAUAAAAAAUACGCUUUCUUCUGACAAUUGUAAGUGUCUUGUCCGAAGAAUUUCUUCGAUACAAUGUAGGCACACGCAAGGAGUAGUUUGUGAAUUUAAUAAACAAAAUUAAU
This is a messenger RNA of Photinus pyralis (common eastern firefly), 2775 nucleotides long. RefSeq names its product aminopeptidase N-like. Gene Ontology annotation, molecular function: metalloaminopeptidase activity; zinc ion binding; peptide binding. Gene Ontology annotation, biological process: peptide catabolic process; proteolysis. NCBI's taxonomy places the organism in Eukaryota, Metazoa, Arthropoda, Insecta, Coleoptera, Lampyridae. The record is from RefSeq and is a predicted model, not a curated record. The transcript is spliced from 11 exons. Gene Ontology annotation, cellular component: cytoplasm. Bases 35 to 2686 code for a protein of 883 amino acids.